This is a messenger RNA of Bombyx mori (domestic silkworm), 1665 nucleotides long. It is a transcript of the gene CPR6, whose product is annotated as cuticular protein RR-1 motif 6. Gene Ontology annotation, cellular component: chitin-based extracellular matrix. Lineage: Eukaryota; Metazoa; Arthropoda; Insecta; Lepidoptera; Bombycidae. The record is from RefSeq and is a predicted model, not a curated record. The coding region runs from base 146 to 559 and encodes 137 amino acids. Gene Ontology annotation, molecular function: structural constituent of chitin-based larval cuticle. The transcript has 4 exons.
UGGUACUUCACUGCGUACUCUCAAUGCCGAAGUUCGUUUCGCCGUGUUUAUCUUUCAUUACAAAUGCGAUCAUUGGAGAAGCUCGUAUUUAUAAAGAGCCGGGUCAGACCGCCAUCGCUCAUUGGGACGGUGAUCACUCGAAAGAAUGAACUGUCUGCUAGUCACACUCGCCCUUGGCUGCGUCGCGGCUGACGUUUCGCACGUCAUUGCCAAUGCCAAUGCCAAUGCCAAUCGAGACGCCAAGAUAAUCAGACAGGAACUGGACGUGAAUCCGGACGGCGCCUACCACUGGACGUACGAAACGGAAAACGGCAUAGUAGCCGACGAAACUGGCGGCUUGAAGAAUCCUCAGGAUGAGAACCCGAUACCGAGCGUCCAGGGCAGGGUCAGCUGGACCGCGCCCGACGGUCAACUCGUCGAGAUCCAGUACGUAGCCGACGAGAACGGUUACCAGCCGCAGGGAUCCUUCAUUCCCACGCCCCCUCCGAUACCCGAAGCCAUCGUGAGAGCGCUCCAAUACAUCCAGGAUCACCCUCCUCCGGCCACGCAGAAGAAUUAAUAGGACCACACAGGGGGCCACCUCCCCACUCCACCAGCUCCUUCAUCAGUGGGAUACAAACAAACAGGGGGACCGUCAUUUUUGCAGUCAGAUCCUAACCUGUCCAAUGGCGUACAGCUUCGAUGACAGCGCAUCUUAACAUAUUUUUUUUUAUAUCCGUAUCUCUAGCAAACAACAAAGCCAGAGAUUCAUAUUUACAUUUUUUGUUUUAAUUUUAAUUAUAGUUGAUACUCCUGCCCAUAAGGGGCUUAAAAACUAGGUCACGCAUUCAUUCCGAGCCUCUUUAUCAUACCAGUUCACGCAUUUAUUCCUCUCGUACUUUCAUUCAUUCCAUUGAUACUUUGCAUUCCUAGCUACGGCUAAUAAAAGGAGGGGACUCCAGAUACCAACUCCUCAACCGGGCCGGGAGCUGACCAGGGAACUCCUCGCCCAUCAGCGGCAAAGACGAGAAAUGUUAUAUACGAAUUCAAGACCACAAUUCACGAUGACGUCAUAUGUCGCCGCGCGUUUUGACCUCAAAUGACGUCACGAGUGCCGGAGCCACUACCGAUUCAUUGUCACGAGGCGACUCUGUACUAACAUACGACCGACCACACAUACUAAUAGAUUUUUUGUAUAUGUUAAGUUACAAUAAUUAUAUAGUAAAAUAAAUUUUUAUAAAUUUGAAAUAUUUUGUAUUGAAUUUUAUUGUAAAAAAAGCGCGGGGUGCUUUUCAGGAUAUUAUCAAAAUAACCCUUCUACUCAUAUCUGUUCAUAAAAUAUUUAUAACUACUGAUACUAUGCACCCCACGCUUUUUUUACAGUAAAAUCAUUUUUUCUUACACUAUUUUAAUUCAAAUUAAUUAAAAUUUAUUUUAAAUUUUUUUGGUGGAUUUUCUAUAAAAGCGUAUUUUGUUAGUUUUCUUAAACAAUUUUAUAUUUUUAAUUUUUUAGUUGAAAUUCAACUUUUUCAAUUUUUUUUUAAUGUUCAAUUGUCAUCAGUCCUUAGUAAGUACCUAUAUCAAAUUUCGAGUUAAUCCGACAUUUUGAAAUGGGUCAAAAUCAUGUUGAAAGAUUCCGUUACAUACUAAGAUACACGUCUGAAGCUAAUAAAAGCGUAUUAAAAA